Messenger RNA from Candida albicans SC5314, 2115 nucleotides. RefSeq lists its product as uncharacterized. Lineage: Eukaryota; Fungi; Ascomycota; Pichiomycetes; Serinales; Debaryomycetaceae. The transcript has a single exon. Bases 1 to 2115 code for a protein of 704 amino acids. The record is from RefSeq and is a predicted model, not a curated record. Gene Ontology annotation, molecular function: protein binding.
AUGGGAAUAUUUAGUAGUCUAGAUGCCUCCAUAGAUGGAGAUGAAUAUAUUCAAAAAUUAGCAACUUAUAUUCGUAAAAAUGAGGAAUCAUUAGCCAAUGGAUUAUUAUGUUUUAGUAAAAUUCAAGAAAAUCAACCUAGUUUGAGUAAGAUCAAACCAUUACGAUUAAGUUUCACCAUGCAUCAUUUAUAUUAUAUUACUGAAAGAAUCAGUCGAUCUUCAUUGGAUGUUGAUGUUGGUCCUUUGAAUAUUAAAUCAGAUAAUCCUAAUCAUGAACCAACAUUUAUAUCAUUCAUGGCCAAUAAAUCUAGAUCAUCGAAUCGUCACUUUGAUAGUGAUAAUAGAUCCAUAACUUCAAUAGAUUCAGUUAGAUCGAUUGUUUCCAAUGCAUCAUUUUAUUGGCGUUCAUUUAGAGUUAGUAAAGAUCCUAAAGUCAUUAAUAAAGAUAUAAAAUAUUUAUAUUCAUCAUUUACAAAAAUUCCUUGUUUAAUUUUCAAUCCCAAAACAAAAAUAAAUACUAUCAGUUCUUAUGAAGAAUAUCCUUGUGAUACUUCUGUGCCAAUUCAAAUGUUUAAAAAUUUACAAGUUUUAGAAAUUAUAGAGUAUGAUCCUAAUGAAAUUUUUGGUUGGCAUAUUUUAAGUGAACAAUUACGAAUUUUGAUUAUCAGAAAAGCAAAUAUUACCAGUGUUGAAGAAGUAAUGUUCCAAUUGGUUGACGAUGAUGCAUUAGGUAGACAAAGUUUUAAUUCCACAUCCUCAUCAUUAUCCUCAUCAUCAUUUAGUUCUGCUGGUAUUAGCCGUGCUAAUACUAUCACAGCAAAUUCUACUAUCCCUGAAAAUGCAUCAUUUUAUAGUAAUCAUAAUAAAUUUAGACCUAAAAAAACUUACACCACCAAUAAUGGAUUAGAAAGAAUAAAUUCUCGUCAUAGUACCGGGAAAAAUAAAGCUACCUCAUCUUCUUCAUCGACUUCACGAGACACACGAUGGUCAUUAUUGAAACAAUUGACAAUUUCAGAGACUUCAAUAUCGAGUGUUAAUCGACAAUCAUUUAAAAAUUUAACCAAUUUAGUGAAAUUGAAUUUAUCAAGUAAUUUACUUGAAUCAGUUCCUGAAGGUUUAGAACAAUUGACAAAUCUUCGAUAUUUGAAUUUAGCAGAUAAUAAAAUAACCAAUUUAAAAGGUGUGGAAAAUAUAAUUUCAUUAAUAAAACUUGAUAUAAGGAAAAAUCCCAUUAAGAAUUUACAACCAUUAAUUAAACUUGCAACAAAGACUCAAUAUCAAGUAUAUAUAUCUUCAGCAUCGACUUCAUCAUCAUCAUCAUCAUCAUCAUCUAUUCCUAUAGAUUCUAUGAGAUUAUUAGAAUUGGAAAUUGGAUUACGUCAAAAAGUUAAAAAACAUCAAUCAUUAUCACAAAAUGUCAUAUCUACUAGUUCACUGGAAAUGAAACUACUGUCAAUUACCACCUCUAAACCAAAUCAUGAAGCCAAUAACAAUACGACCACAACCACAACCACAACCACGAAUUUUGAUCCUAAUCCUAAUCAUAAUCAUAACAAUUCCAUAGAUAAAUCAAUCACUACAAAACCUACAACGACAACAACAAAUACUAAGAAUCAAAACUCAACCACCAAUAUAAAUCAUAGUCCUUCUUUGAAACUGAUACUGAUACUGACAGAUAACAAUAUUUCUUCUGAUAAAGGAAUUGUUUCCAAACCCACUACUACAACAUCCAGUACGACCACACCCAGUACGACCAGUACGACAACCCCCACUAUGGCAAAAAGUCCUAGAUUUUCACUGCAAUUCAUGCAUCAUUUAAAUGAUUCAAAUAGUUCAAUUCCUUCAAAUAAUUCAAUUAAACGAUCAACUACUUCUUCAACAUUAAUUGAUCAUGAACAUAAUAACAAUCAUAGUGAUGGUACUAGUAACAGUAACAGUAACAGUAACAAUAACGGUAGCAGUAACAGUAACAGUAAUGGUAACAGUAAUGGUAACAGUAAUGGUAACAGUAAUGGYAACAGUAAUGGCAACAGUAAUAAUAAUAAUAAUAAUAAUAAUGGUGCUGCUCCGAAUAUUGUUACUACAGUUCAAGUUACUGUUCAUAUGAGUUCAUAA